AUGACGCCAACCACCCUCAGCGUCGUCGUCAAAAACAACUCCAACGCCUCGCAGCUCUACGCCUACGUCACCGGCCGCGCUGCCCAGGGCCUCUUCUUCCUCUCCGCCGACGGCACCACGCCGUAUUUCCCAUCUUCACCGUCGUCCACCCUGCAGCCGCUCGCGCAAGACUGUGCCGUGGCCAUUGGCGGGCCGGGCCGGAGCCGUACGCUGACGGUGCCGCGGCUGGCCGGGGCGAGGGUCUGGUUCAGCCAGGAGUCGCCGCUGACGUUUUUGCUCAACCCGGGGCCGGCGGUGGUGGAGCCGUCGGCGACGAAUCCGGCGGACCCGAAUUACGGGAUUCGAUGGGCGUUUGCCGAGUUUACGUUGAAUGAUGUCGAGUUGUAUGUCAAUGUGUCGUAUGUUGACUUCUUUAGCGUGCCGGUGUCGUUGAGGUUGGAGAAUGGGGCUGGGAAGGUGACGAGUGUUGAGGGCAUGCCGGCGGGGGCGCUGGAUGCGAUUUGUGGCAAGUUGAAGACGCAGGCGGGCGUGGAUGGUGCGGGAUGGGACCGGCUGGUUGUUGUUCAGGGGGGAAGCGGUGGUGGACAGAACUUGCGCGCGUUGAGUCCCAACUCGGGGAGGGUCAUGUUCCAGGGCUUGUUCGACGGGUACUAUCGCGGGUACGUGGAUGCCGUGUGGAAGAAGUACCAGUCGAUGGAUCUUGUGGUGAACAUGCAGUUUGCCGACUGGGGCAACGCCGUCGGUCGAGUCGAUGCCUCGGGCCAAGUGCUCACGUUUUCCGGCGGCGGAGGCAGUUUCGGCAAGCCGUCGGAGGCGGACAUCUUCUCGUGCGACUCGGGCCCGUUUGCGCACGGGGCGGGCGUGUCGGACAAGCAGCUGAACGUCGGGGCGAGGCUGGCGGCGGCGUUGAACAGGAGCACGUUGUUGCUGGAUGCGGCGGGUGGGCAUCCGGAGGGGGAGGACGUGAGCAUGUACUAUGGGGGGAGUGUGACGAACCACUAUGCGAGGAUUUGUCACGAGGUGAGUGUUGGGGGGAGGGGGUAUGCGUUUCCGUAUGAUGAUGUUGGGAGGACGGGGGGGACGGACCAGAGCGGGUUUUUGAAUGAUGGGGAUCCGAAGGUGUUGACGAUUGGAGUCGGGGGGCCUCUUUGA
Messenger RNA from Trichoderma aggressivum f. europaeum, 1152 nucleotides. RefSeq names its product CAZyme family GH64. Lineage: Eukaryota; Fungi; Ascomycota; Sordariomycetes; Hypocreales; Hypocreaceae. The record is from RefSeq and is a predicted model, not a curated record. The coding region runs from base 1 to 1152 and encodes 383 amino acids. The transcript has a single exon.